Molecule: messenger RNA, 780 nt
Organism: Malassezia japonica
Lineage: Eukaryota; Fungi; Basidiomycota; Malasseziomycetes; Malasseziales; Malasseziaceae
Exons: 1
Coding region: 1-780 (259 amino acids)
Biological process (GO): mitochondrial respiratory chain complex III assembly
Cellular component (GO): mitochondrial matrix
Molecular function (GO): protein folding chaperone
Source: RefSeq, a predicted model, not a curated record
AUGUCCGCGUUCUCAGCCGCGCAGCAGCAGCGCGCCACGGCGCUCUACCGCUCGCUGCUCCGCACGACGCGUGCGCUCUUUGCGGGCGAUGCGCAUGCGACCCAGGCAGCGUACGACGAAACACGGCGCAAGUUCCUCGAAGCGCGCACGGAGCGCGAUGCGCAAAAAAUUGACGAGGGCCUCGAGAUGGGCGAGCAGAUCGUCUAUUUGCUGAAGCACAAUGUCGUGCAAGGCGUUGACGAGGACCAGUCGCAAAGAUACAAGCUGCGGUUUACCAAGGAUACCGAGCUCGGCUCGAACGACAGCAUCAAGGUGCGCCCGGCGCCGUCGCUCGCCGAGAUCAAAAAAUCGCGGGGAUCGCGCACGUCGUGUGCGGGGCUGCACACCGCCGCGCGGCCGCAGGUGCGUGCGUACUCGACACGCGCACGCGACGAGAAGCUGCCCCGCCCGGUGCCGCAGUUUCCGCAGCGCGUGCUGCUCGCCGACGGCUCGUCGAUCCAGCUGACCACGACGUCGCCCCGCCACCUCACGCGCCUGACGCGCGACUAUACGAACCACCCGCUGUGGAACCCGACGAUGGGCCACCGCACGGAUGCUGAUACGGAGGACGACACCGGCCGCCUCGGCCGCUUCCGCCGCCGCUUUGCGGAGGAGGCCGCGCAGGCGCAGCAGUCCAUCUCGUUCGACGAGGGCGACCUCGACUGGAUGAGUGGUGGCCGCGAGGCGCGCGAGGGCACGCCGAUGGUUACCAAGAAGGCCAAGGGCAAGGGCCGCAAAUAA